Molecule: messenger RNA, 864 nt
Organism: Phytophthora sojae
Lineage: Eukaryota; Oomycota; Peronosporomycetes; Peronosporales; Peronosporaceae
Exons: 2
Coding region: 31-864 (277 amino acids)
Biological process (GO): translation
Cellular component (GO): ribosome
Molecular function (GO): structural constituent of ribosome
Source: RefSeq, a predicted model, not a curated record
GUGAAUCAAGAGUCCAAAAGGGGAAGAGCGAUGGCUACCAUGUCGAUGAACCGACUGCUGCGCGGCGUGGCGGCGCUGUCCGUGUCGGCCCCGCGCGCCAGCCUGGUGCGCGCCGCCAGCACGCAGGCGGCCGCCAUGCCGGCCAACCUGUCGCUGGCCGAGGAGAAGCCCAUGCCGCCCCCGCGCGUGAUCCCGGCGGCGCAGGAGGUCAAGGUGACGCCGUCGGGCGACCUGGAGCUGCAGCUGCUGUCGCUGGCCGAGGACUCGCAGGAGCUGGGUACCGUCACCAUGGACGGCGAAGUGUUCGGCGCGCCCGACCGCGUGGACAUCCUGCAGCGCGUGGUGCGCUGGCAGCUGGCCUGCCGCCGCGCCGGUACCAACAAGACUAAGACGCGCUCUGAGGUCAGCGGCUCCACGCGCAAGCCGUGGAAGCAGAAAGGCUCGGGCCGCGCGCGUGUGGGCGACAUCCGCGCGCCGCAGUGGCGCGGUGGUUACCGCGUGCACGGCCCCGUGCUGCGCGACUUCUCGUACAACCUGCCCAAGAAGGUGCGCGCCAUGGGCCUGCGCGUGGCGCUGUCCACCAAGCUCCGUGAGGGCAAGCUGGCCGUCGUGGACUCGCUGGACGUCGACGUUACCAAGACGAAGGAUAUGAAGAAGCUGCUGGGCGGCCGUGGCUGGGACCACGCGCUGUUCGUGGGCGGUGAGGAGGUCGAGUCGAGCUUCGUGCUGGCGACGCGCAACAUCCCGUACGUGGACACGCUGCCGCAGAACAAGAUCAACGUCUACUCGAUCCUGCAGAAGGACCUGCUGAUCAUCACGAAGGAUGCCGUCAAGUACCUUGAGGAGCGUCUUCACGUCGACUAG